AUGGCGUCCACGAAUCCCUUGGCGGACACACACGCGCAACGCUCCGCCGACUACGAGCGCUUCAAAAAUUACGCCGCCUACACAUUCCUGAUCGCAACACCAGUGAUCAUAGCCCUCCCACCCCGCAGACUCGAUCCCCUGGCCAUCCUCCUUGUCAGCGCAUUUGCAGUGUCCGCAAAUCACAUCACAGAACAAAAGACAGGACGCAGCAUCGUCGAGCGCGUCGAAUCCCGCAUCAGCCGGUCUCAGAAUGUCCUCCCAAGUCUACCAUCAGAGCGCGCUCAGGAGCUCCAGGCUCAGAUGCGGGCUGCACGGGAUGCGCAGAUCAAAGAGGGUAGCCUAGUUGGAGAUGAACUUGAGAAGCUAAAGGCGCGCCAGAGGCAUGAGCAGGGUAUUGCUUCGCGUGUUUGGAUGGGUGGAGAAACUGAGGGUUGGAAGGAGCGCCGACUUCGAGAGGAACAGAAAGCUCUUGAUGAGGGUAAGGGGUAUGGUGAUUUGAUUCAGGAAUAUAUUUGGGAUGUGUGGAGUUGGGGAAAGAAGAGCGAUGAUGAGGAUGAUGAGUAG
Penicillium taxi is the source of this 564-nucleotide messenger RNA. RefSeq lists its product as uncharacterized. The record is from RefSeq and is a predicted model, not a curated record. Lineage: Eukaryota; Fungi; Ascomycota; Eurotiomycetes; Eurotiales; Aspergillaceae. The transcript has a single exon. The coding region runs from base 1 to 564 and encodes 187 amino acids.